AUGUCGUAUCAACCGGCCGAGUACCCGCCGCAGCAGCCGCAGUAUGCUCCUGCUGCCUCACAGCUGCCGCAACCGCAGUAUGCCCCCCCUGCUUCGCAACAACAGCAUCCGCCGCCGCCGCCUCCCCCUCUACCUCUUCACCCGCCGCAGCAGUCGCAGCAGCAGCAGCAAUCGCAGCAGAAGCCUCAAGCUUCUCCUCUAGGCGGCCAACAGCCCCAGAACCAACCCCAGAACCAACCCCAGAACCAACCUCAGAUCCAAUCCCAGAACCAGCUGCGGCAGAGCGACAGCGGCACAUUCCCGGGAGGCAGCUAUGCCGUCACCCACCGCGACACCAACGCCGUCCUCGGCCUGGACCUGCAGCAAGGUGGCGUCGUGCGCUCCAAACCUGGCGCCAUGAUUCACAUGUCGGCCACCGUUCAGCUUACGGGCAAGGUCAAGUUCUCCAUGAGGAAGCUCUUCACCGGUGGCGAGAUGUCCGAGUCGACUUACCUGGGCCCUGGACGCCUCGCCUUGGGUCCUACCCUCUUCGGUGACAUCAUCCCCCUGCACCUCGACGGUCGCCACAACUGGGUCAUCGGCCGGGACGCCUUUCUCGCCUGCACCGCCGACGUGAGGAAGGAGUCCAAGGCCCAGGGCUUCAGCAAGUCCAUGUUCUCGGGCGAGGACGUCUUCGUCUACCACAUCUCCGGCCAAGGCAUCAUCUGGCUGACAAGCUUCGGUGCCGUCGACCGCAUUGACCUCCAACCUGGUGAGCAGCACAUUGUCGACAACGGCCACCUCGUCGCCUGGAGCUGCGAUUACAGGAUGGAAAAGGCCGGAGGCGGCACGAUGAACAGCAUCAAGACCGGCGAGGGACUGGUCUGCCGCUUUACCGGCCCCGGCGCCGUUUUCGUCCAGACACGGAACAAGGAUGAGUUUCAGUCUUUCAUUCGCGCCUCUGCUGGCGCCGGCGGCUAG
Messenger RNA from Drechmeria coniospora, 960 nucleotides. RefSeq lists its product as uncharacterized. Lineage: Eukaryota; Fungi; Ascomycota; Sordariomycetes; Hypocreales; Ophiocordycipitaceae. The coding region runs from base 1 to 960 and encodes 319 amino acids. The transcript is spliced from 2 exons. The record is from RefSeq and is a predicted model, not a curated record.